Molecule: messenger RNA, 1221 nt
Organism: Clunio marinus
Lineage: Eukaryota; Metazoa; Arthropoda; Insecta; Diptera; Chironomidae
Source: the annotation of a GenBank genome assembly
AAUCACAGUUUUCUUUAGGUCUUCAAAGCAAAACUUCGUUACAGAAGAGAAGGAAAAAAGCCUUUUCCUGUUGCCAAAAUGUUGAAAAGCUAUUUAACCUCAUUCAUUCUAUUUGUAGGUUGUGCAAACUCAAUUCUGAGUCAACAAGUUCGUCCAUUGCCAAAUCCCGUGAUCAACAUUCAAUGCGGUCAAUGGAGUGGAGUUAGGAGAACUGGUCUCUUGUCGCCUCGAAUGAAUCAACAAGUGCCGACAACUUGCACAUAUCGAAUCAGUGCGAUUAGCUUCCAAAUCUGUCAAAUGCGUUUUGAAUUCAGGCAAUUUUCAUUGGCGCCUCCAACUCUUAGUAACAAUGGAAUUAACUCAAAUGGAGCGGCUUUCCAAAUGUGUAAUGAUGAACAUAUGACUGUUGGAAAUAUCACAUUGUGUGGUGAAAAUACCGGACAACAUAUCUACGUUCCGAUUAACCCGAGACAAGGAGAACGUCAACUAACCGUGACAAUCACCACAAGAGGUGGAAACGGAUUUACACGUCCAGAAUGGAAUAUUGCGGUUCAUCAACUUGAAUGUCCAUUAGGUCAAUCGAGAUCUCUCAAUGUUAUUCAAGCUUCAACAGCUCAGAAACUUAAACUAAAUGAAACUGUUCGAACACCGAGAACUUUAGUGUCCGAUUGGUUGGCGCCGCCUGGAUGUCUUCAAUAUUAUGUUCAGCCAUCGGGACAAAUUGACAGCUUCAACUUUAAUAAUGGACAAGGCCCUUAUAUUGGUGACAUGAAUUAUGCAAUUUGCUUCCGUCGUCAAAGGGGAGAUCAAGCCAUAAAAUUCAUAACAACGUUCUUUCAAAUGAACACUGGAAAUCCUGCCAACCAAGGCUUCGAUGAUGAUUGCUUUGGUCAAGAAGAAACACUUUUAAGGUCUGAAGAUCAUUUAUUCAUUCCCAAUGCAUCUUUGGAGACGAGAAUUGACAACGUUCCUGUGACAUUAAGGCCACGACUAUUCUGCGGCAGAAGUCUCAGUUCUUCAACUGUCACCAGCACUCCACCCGGUCCAUUCAUGAUUGCAUUCAAUUCCGACCGAGUUUAUUCCCCAUCAGAUGAAAUUGGUUUUCGAAUGCAAUACGAAAUUGUUUAAACAUGACAAGCAAUUUUUUUUUACUUUUUUUGAGACAUAAAUUUACAUGGCAUCGAAAGAAGCAAAAAUCGAAUAAAUAAAUUUCUAAUCCCA